This is a messenger RNA of Astrephomene gubernaculifera, 3282 nucleotides long. NCBI's taxonomy places the organism in Eukaryota, Viridiplantae, Chlorophyta, Chlorophyceae, Chlamydomonadales, Astrephomenaceae. The record is from the annotation of a GenBank genome assembly.
CAAUUAGGUUGCUGUUCAUGUCAAGUGCUCCGGCGCGUGGAUGAAGGGCCGGGCUGGGGGUGCUGAAGGGUUGGGGCUUGCAGACGGCAGCGAUUUUGCUUCUUUUGGUUUUUACGCCGCAGAAGGGUACAAUAGUCGGAUGUAUAGAUGCCUUCAUCCCAGCGUAGAGCUCAGUAGGAAGGCGCAUGUGCUUCAUUGUGUUGCAAAGACAUGUUAAAUGCGAGCAGAUGUACAUGCUGUCCUAAGUUUUUAUCGCGCAUAUUUUUGUAUGCAAAGCAGCGGUAGCUGCAGAGGUUGUAGUUGGAAUGGGUUUUAGUUCGGUUCGGCGAGCUCACAGCUUGACGUUGGUGUUCGGGGUGCACUGAUGGAUUACAAUCUAGACGGCCAAUAAACCUCAAUGAUGUCAGCUGUAUGUGCUAUAAGCGCCGUAACUUACAGUUGUACGUCCUAAGCGUUAGUGCCGUGGGCAAGCGUCAAGAGAUAGUCGUCGUACAACUGGAUCCGUCGGAUUCUAACCCACCAACUCCGCUUGCAAAUUGCAUCAUGCGUUGAAGGUUACGUAUCCGGCCAGUAGCGAUAUGCAUCUGCUAGGUAGAUGUAGCCUUAGGAUAGCUGCCUGCCGUCUGUCUAUUGACUAGCAGUCGCCCAAUUCUUGGCGUUUGUGGGCUUAGGCUGUUCCGCAGUAUAGCGAAGGAUAUUGAAUAUUGUAGGCAAGCAAGCAUAACACCGCAGGAGUGGUCGUCGCUUACUGGGAAGGCGCAAGCAGCAGCUGGAGCAUCGCUGAACUACAGGUGUUCGGCGUCGAACAUGGCAUCAAAGUGCAUUCAACACGUCAAGCGCUUCUUGUGCGUCAAGAAGCUGACCAUCAGUGAUGGGUUCACGACAAAGUCAGUUAAGCUUCCCAGGGCUGACGCCCGGUUCUUUAUUGGAGAGCUGCGCAAUCGCCAAGCAACUUCAUUGGUCUUGUUGGACGAGGAAGGGAGCUGCUGGGAGUUAAUGUGCACUUGCACGGGCGGCCAGUACGCCCUUUCGCGAAUAGGUGCCUUCUGCGAGGCCCACGGCGCGCGGCCCGGCUGCUACUUCAUCUUCUACGCAGAUGAGGACCAUGUCGUGAGGCUGGCCGUACGGCAGCAGCUGCCGGAGGACGUGCAGGCCGCCAUCGCAGCUGCACGAGCGGCCUUGGCGGCCCGCAACAGCCCCGCCCCCGGCGCCACCCAGCCGCCCCCACCCGCCCAGACCCCAGCAGCCCCGCCAGCACCUCCGCCCGCCAACCGCCCUCCGCAGCCCCCCUUAGAGGGCGCUGUUGCGGCGGCGGCAGUUGGAGUAGCAGCAGCAGGAGCCGCCUCCGCCUCCAACCCCGCGCUGGUGUCGGGGCCCGCUCGCCCGCUGCCGCUGCAGGACCGCUCCAAUCUUCCUGCUGCGGGUCCGCCGACCGGCUCCACGGCUGCGCCGGCAAAGCCCACCGCAGCGGCUGUGUCAGCAGUAGGCGUCCAACCGGCCUGUGCCGCAGCGCCCGCUAAUGACUCAGGCGCCGUGGUGAAGCUCCCCGAGAAGCCCCAGCAAGAGCAGAAGCCACAGCAACCGCCGCCGGCUCGUCGCCACCCCGCCCCGCCCAGCCCGCCUCCGCCGCCCCGCUCGCCCCAGCAACCGCCCGCAGCCCCCCCGGCGCCUGGCAGUCGCAUGCGGCAGCGCUUCGAGGCGCGGCUGCGCGCGCAGGCGGGGAAGCGGCACCCGCUCAGCGUCCGCAGCGGUCCGGAGUCGCCCCCGCCCUCGCCACCGGGGGUAGCGGCGGCUGGAACCGACAGCGGUAGCUGGCCUUCGGAGCUGUACCCUCCGCAGCCUACACCCGCUAGCGCCUCGGGGACGAGCCUGGUGUCCUUUCCCUUCGGCACUUCCGACCCGGCUGGUGCGGGUGCUGCUGGCGGCGGCAGCGGCGGUCGCAGCAGUCCCCCUGCCUCCCCCGUGGGGGCGUCUGCGGUGUGCGAGAUGGGUCUGGACCUUGACUCGGAGGCGGUCCCUGGUCCGGGAGAGGAAGCAGCGGAGCAGCUGCUGGGCAGCGGCGGCUGGGGGAAGCAGCAGCAGCAGCGGCUGCUGGCCGGGGGAGGUGGCGGAGGGGCGGAGCAGCCGCCGUCGUCCCUGCCGGGUCCCCGCCCGCAGCUGCACUGCGAGGAGCGGCUGGAGGGCGGGGAGGUGGGUCAGGAGCCCUGGUGGGGCCGCAGCAGCGGGGCUCCGCAGGCGGGGACGGAGCAGCAGCCCUGCUGGCUGGGUGCAGCGCCGCCGGGCGGCUCCGGAGCCCUGCCGCUCCCCUCCUGGCUGCUGCGUCAGCUGCUGCUGCAGGCGCAGGGCCAGCGACAAGCUGCGGCGGGGAACACUGCGGGGCUAGGCGGUGCACCGCUCCACCGCCCCGACCUUAUCAGAGGCAGUGGCGGCGACGGCGGCUACAGCCCCGGUGUGCCACUGGGCCCAGCGCCGCCGCCAGGGCUGCUGCCCGGGCAACGGCAACCGGCAACGGCAGGAGCCCAGCCGUACCGACAGCAGCUGCUGGCCAUGUCUCCGGCGGCAGCGGCGUGGGAGCUGGCGGCCAUGUCUGGUGGUGGGGCGGGGCCGUGGGGGCAGCAGAUGGCAGGCGGUGGCAGGAGCGUCAUGACCGGCUACCGGCCCCUGCCGCCCUGGAGGCAGCAGCAACAGCAGCAGCAGGGGGGAGAGCUGACCCACAUGGUGAGGUGCGGUCCGCAGCGCAACCUCCCAGGCGGCCCGGCCUGCACCAGCGGACUGCAGCCGGCCGGGAGCCGGGGAGGUCCUGCAGCAGCAGGGGCAGCGGGGGCCGGCAGCUUCGGCCAGCACCACCACCACCACCCCGCAGCAGCGGUGCUGGCCGCUGAUGACGCCCAAGAAGACCAGGAGAACCAGCCGCAAGCCGGAGCGGUCGCAAAGUCCGGGCUAUCCGUUGGUCGCAACGCGCCCGGCCCGCCCCUCGACUCCCCCAGCAGCAAGCGCCACCGCACAGCCAGCCCCCUGUCCCCCCGCGGCCCGGAGCCCCUAGCAGCGCUGCGGCCGCCCGCCCUACAGCAGCAGCAGCAGGGGCCAGCCCCGCCUGCCGCCUCCCUGCCCGCUGCCCCACCCGCCCCCGGCUGCCGCUACCUGGCCAGCCGCACUCUCACCGCGCACGACUUGCUGACAGAGCGAGUGGUGCUGCGCCUGCCGCCCGCAGCCGCCAGCUGGGCAGCAGUCGCAGCUGCCGGCGGGCGGGGUGGCUUCAGGUGCGGGCUGGAGCGAGGUGGG